CACAUCCAUAGACCACACAACUCUUAAGAGCAGGGGAAACGUGGAAGAGAAUCCUGGAGCCAGUGGAACAAACAGCAGCUGCUCUGCUCAACCUCAGCAACAACAUGUUGUACCUGGAGACACCGGCCUCAGCUCAGUACAAUGAGUCACAGUACACAAACUUGGGGCUCCUAAACAGCAUGGACCAGCAGAUCGGGAACGGUGGCUCCUCCUCGACCAGUCCCUACAACAAUGACCACGCCCAGAACAACGUGACCGCCCCGUCGCCCUACGCCCAACCCAGCUCCACCUUUGACGCCCUCUCCCCGUCACCUGCCAUCCCGUCCAACACUGAUUAUGCCGGCCCCCACACCUUCGACGUGACCUUCCAGCAGUCCAGCACCGCCAAGUCUGCUACAUGGACGUACUCCACAGACCUGAAGAAGCUUUACUGCCAGAUCGCCAAGACGUGUCCCAUUCAAAUCAAGGUUCUGACCAACCCACCCCAGGGUGCCGUCAUCAGGGCCAUGCCUGUCUACAAGAAGGCCGAGCAUGUGACUGAGGUGGUUAAGCGCUGUCCCAACCAUGAGCUGAGCCGCGAGUUCAACGAUGGUCAGACAGCUCCUCCCAGUCACCUUAUACGGGUGGAGGGAAACAGCCACGCCCAAUAUGUGGAGGAUUCGAUAACGGGCCGUCAGAGUGUGCUGGUCCCGUAUGAGCCCCCCCAGGUGGGCACCGAGUUCACCACCAUCCUCUACAAUUUCAUGUGCAACUCAAGCUGCGUGGGCGGAAUGAACAGGCGCCCCAUCCUCAUCAUUGUCACCUUGGAAACCAGAGAUGGUCAGGUGCUGGGCCGCCGCUGCUUCGAGGCCCGGAUCUGCGCCUGUCCUGGCAGGGACCGAAAGGCAGACGAGGACAGCAUCCGCAAGCAGCACGUGACGGAGGGGACAAAGAGCAGUGAGGGUAUGAAGCGCCCUUUCCGCCAGGCAUCUCACGGGAUCCAGAUGUCCUCCAUUAAGAAGAGAAGAUCCACAGAUGAGGAAGUGUUUUGUCUGCCUAUUAAAGGCCGUGAAAUAUACGAAAUAUUGGUGAAAAUUAAAGAGUCUUUGGAGCUCAUGCAGUUUCUACCCCAGCACACUAUUGAGUCAUACAGACAACAACAGCAGAAUCUGAUCCAGAAACAAUGGGAUGUGUCAGACCAUCAGAGUAAUGGCGUGUGUGCUGUUCCAUGCCCCAGGACCUCCAUGCCCUCUCAGCCCGCCUUUGGUUCCAGUUCUCCUCCCCACAGCAAGGUGAACAAGCUGCCCUCCGUGAGCCAGCUCAUCAACCCUCAGCAGCGCAACGCCCUCACCCCCUCCAGCAUGUCUGGAGGCCUGACUGACAUGACUCCGAUGAUGGGCACACACAUUCCCAUGAGCGGUGACAUGAGCGCACUGAGCCCCACCCACGGCCUGCAGCCCCAGCUACCCAUGGUGCCCUCCUCCCACUGCACACCCCCACCGCCGUACCCCAUGGACAGCAGCAUCUCCAGCUUCCUUUUGAGACUGGGCUGCUCAGCCUGCCUGGACUACUUCACAGCCCAGGGCCUGACCAACAUCUACCAGAUCGAGAACUACAACAUAGAGGACCUGUCGCGUCUCAAGAUCCCCACCGAGUUCCAGCCCGUUAUCUGGAAGGGCAUCCUGGAGCACCGGCAGAGCAUGGAGUUCUCGCCGCCGCCGCACAUCCUGCGCACCACCAGCGGCUCCUCCACGGUGAGCGUGGGCUCGUCGGAGGCGCGGGGCGAGCGCGUCAUCGACGCCGUGCGCUUCACGCUGCGGCAGACCAUCUCCUUCCCGCCGCGCGACGACUGGAGCGACUUCUCCUUCGACAUGGACUCCCGCCGCAACAAGCAGCAGCGCAUUAAGGAGGAGGGCGAGUGAAGCCUAGACCACUCCCGCGUUACCCCACCGGGAUACCCCCCUCUACGACCACGCCCAUCAACCCCCCGACUCCCCCACCUUCACGGUGCCUUUGCUCUGUUCCACAGUUCAGUUUCUUUACACUAAAAAAAAAAAAAACCCAGAAAAGUUGCACUUAUUUCCUUUUUUAUGUAUUUUGUACGAGUGUCAUUUUUAAAGGCCUCCAUUUAUUAUGAGCAAGGUGAGAGGUGCUGGGUGGUGAGUGGUGCUUUGUAAUGGUGCAUCAUUUCUUUUCUUCAAUCUCUGAGACAGAGCACUUAACAUUCUGUUAUUGUUUGAGCAGAUAAAAGUGUUUGUCCUCUGUGCUAUUUUGCAGUUCAGCAAAAUGAGAAUGCUGGAGUGUUGUUUUUUUAGUUACGGCCAUGGCAAAAGAUUCAUGCUGUUGUUUUUGAAUUAAAGAGAACUCCUCUACUGAUAAUGGUAGGUAUGGACUGCUCUGUGUUAUGGUGGUCUGGUUAACCUCUUUCAAUACUGUAAGGCAAAAUGAACGCUGGCAGUAUCCAGUUAUGAUUGUAUACAUUUGAAGUUCUGUAUUGUGCUGUAACUCUUCCACAUAACUGUCAGAAGUGUUAUUCUAUCUUUAAAUGUGAGGUUUUCAGACUAUAGUAGUCACUUAGUUUCUUUUUGCAAAAGUGUUGCUUUGAAGCAUAAUCAUGCUACGGUAUUUCUUUGUAAUUACAUAACAUUAUGCAAUGUUUGAAGUAUUCAGUAAUGGCCACUGGUGCAAUCCAUAAACAAGGCAGAUGGUAUUGCUAAUCAUAUUAUAGGGGACUGUUCUGCAUACUUCCCCUUCAUUGAGUGAAAAUGGAGGUUUUCAGCAGAAGGUAGGAUUUUGUUGUUUGUGUGAUGUUCUCAUUAUGAGGCCUUCCUCUGGCUGAUUAUGUUGGCCCACACAAGGUCCUACGAUUCACUUUGCAAGCUAGUUCCCUCCUCCUCCUUCGCCAUUUACAUCACACCACAGAUUUGGGUGUUGGAGUUCUGCAUGCCUAUAGGCCACGUGAUAUAGGAUUAUGUGAGGCAGAACACACUAUGGAAUACAAUGGCGGUUGCCUUGUAAUUGACACUUAACAUUGUUUGCUGUAUUACAACCAUGGUUUUAGAUGGCCUUAAUCAUGUUAUUGUUGAUGCAUAGAGAAUGAAAACAGAAAUAACAGAUUUGUGUAAUCCACAGUCACUGCCAUUACUGCACUGGGGAACAGUGUAGUGCUCAUUAUUGCUGUAUAUAAGCACACAAGGUUUCAGUUAAAGCUUUUAUUUUGUUCUUAUCUGGUAAUCUGUCAUUUCAAUGUAUGCUAGAGCAGAGUCCUUUAUUUCAAUUUGUGGUUUUGGAUUUUUUUUCAAUACAUGUGAACUGCUUUUAUAUCAGAGUAUCAGACCUAGCAUGGUGGAGAGGUUGUGUGGGUAUCAUUUUUGUUACUCAAAGCAUAAAACUGGCAAAGUGUUAUCUGUUUCAAGUAUGUUAUAAAUAUACUACUGACUGCUUCAGACAAUGCCAAUGAUACAGUGGUGUAAUAGCCACAUGUUGAGUUUGAACCACAGAUUUUGCAUUCAAGGUCAACAAGGUCAACAUUUUGUACUGGUUUGUUUUUGUAUUACUUAAU
Molecule: messenger RNA, 3541 nt
Organism: Megalops cyprinoides (Indo-Pacific tarpon)
Lineage: Eukaryota; Metazoa; Chordata; Actinopteri; Elopiformes; Megalopidae
Gene: tp63
Product: tumor protein p63
Exons: 12
Coding region: 105-1901 (598 amino acids)
Biological process (GO): protein tetramerization; apoptotic process; regulation of transcription by RNA polymerase II
Cellular component (GO): nucleus
Molecular function (GO): protein binding; DNA-binding transcription factor activity, RNA polymerase II-specific; RNA polymerase II cis-regulatory region sequence-specific DNA binding
Source: RefSeq, a predicted model, not a curated record